Messenger RNA from Guillardia theta CCMP2712, 516 nucleotides. RefSeq lists its product as hypothetical. The transcript is spliced from 3 exons. Gene Ontology annotation, biological process: phospholipid transport. Gene Ontology annotation, cellular component: mitochondrial intermembrane space. Lineage: Eukaryota; Cryptophyceae; Pyrenomonadales; Geminigeraceae. Gene Ontology annotation, molecular function: phosphatidic acid transfer activity. Bases 1 to 516 code for a protein of 171 amino acids. The record is from RefSeq and is a predicted model, not a curated record.
AUGCCGACCACUCAGGAGCAUCAGGGAGUUUAUCCCAAGAGCUGGAGCAUGGUCACUGCCUUCCUGUGGGACAAGUACAACGGGCAUGCGUGGGUGAGAGACGUCGACGUGAUCGACAGGCAUAUCGACGUCCAGGGUCGUCUGCACAGCAGGAGGCUGCUGACCCUCUAUUCCAAAACACCCUUCGUCCUCCGCCCCAUCCUUGGCGCCUCUGUGCGUCCCUUCUACCUGCUCGAAGAUUCCGUGGUGGACCUUGAGAACCGAACGAUGGAAGUGAACGUCUGCAAUGUCAACUUGCGAAACAUCUGUUUCUGCAAGAGCGAAUCUUCGUACACUCCUGACGCCGACAACCCCUCAUACACCCGAUACGGCAUCAUGGUUCAGACCAGAGCAUUCCCUAAGGAAAUUUCUUCUACCUCCUCCUCCUCCUCCUCCUCCUCCUCCUCCUCCUGCUCUUUGCAAAACCCGGACAUGGCCGAAAAUUCUUCUCCUCGAUUUCAGGCGAUACACAGGUGA